Helicoverpa armigera (cotton bollworm) is the source of this 3882-nucleotide messenger RNA. RefSeq lists its product as uncharacterized. NCBI's taxonomy places the organism in Eukaryota, Metazoa, Arthropoda, Insecta, Lepidoptera, Noctuidae. The transcript has 18 exons. The record is from RefSeq and is a predicted model, not a curated record. Bases 114 to 3188 code for a protein of 1024 amino acids.
CAAAGAGUACAUAUACUUGCUGUUCAGAAAAUGACUAGAACUUGUCAAAGAUUGUUACAUUUCUUAAAAAUAAUGUCAGGUCUUAUUUUCUGAUUUGAAGAAGUGAAAAUAAUAUGGACAAUAAAUGGAUAGGACUAAUCUACUUCAUAAUUUUAAGACAAUCAAUAGCUUUCGAUGAAGAGAAUAUGAAUGAAUCUCUCAAGGAGACAUCACAAGUGGAAGUGAGAGCUGUGUUCAUAAACUGCGAACCAGUACAGGAAGUAAGCGUAGCACCAGAUAGCGACUCGAUGCGUUUCGAGCGAGAAGAACUCUUCAAGCAUAGUGUACUACGCGACUGCUACAAAAAGUUGGCAGUCACUGUCAAAAUAGUUAGCGAGCCCGAACAAAAUUCAGGAGAUGAAUACUUACCCAUUGAACACGUCUUCGAGGGAUCUAAUAAGAAGCGCAUUCGUCUCCUCGACCCGUACAUACUCCGUUUGCGCAGAGAACAACCACUGCAGGCGUACAAAUUGCGAAGAGUUGAUACCAUCAGCGGUAUUUUGCUUGAUUCUGAAGGUACAACAUUUACCGGAAAUAUCAAACACGUAAAAAGUCGUAUAGAGCGCGACAUAGGCCACUCCGGGAAAAUGGCUCGAGGCCCAAAUGUUGAGAUAGAGCAGACAGAACAGACACGUACUAUUCCAUUGACUCCAGAAAGUAUCCAACCGCUUCAACCUACUACACUAUCCUUCACGGAGUUUGCGUCACAGGGAUCUCGAAGUUGUGCUAAUUCUCUUAAUGAAAUAUGUACAAAUCAAAUGAACACUACUCUAAGUAAGCGCAAGAAACGCAGCGAACAUAACAUUGUGGUGGAAGAAGCCAGUGAUGACAAUAAACAGUGGAAGUCAAAAGAACGUUAUUACCAAAUAUCAGAACCUGAAAGAGAUUCGGGUGAUAUCUUUGAAGAGAGACCCAUUGAUGACGAUAUUCAUCAUAGACUAGCGUUCGGUAACCAUAAAAAAGAGUCGGCAGGGAUGGCUGUCACUGAACCUCUGCCAGACGAAAGUGACCAUCAUAAGAAAAUGCGUACUCGCACCUUAAAUACUGAUUCUAAAGCAGGGAGGAAUAAAAAUUCAGAAAAUCUUAGAACGAACUCUCCCUCUAUAAAAACUAAGGAUAUUAAAACUUCGAUGGCUGAUAAGCGAUUUGAUGAUAGAUAUGGUGAAGUUGAUGAUUAUAAUAAUAAUGUUGAACGCGAAGAAGCCGAGCGAGAUUACGCUGUUUAUGAAAUAGGUCAUCCGGAAUUAUGGUAUACGGUCCACGUACAAUUGUUUGAAAAAUUAAGCACUCCAGAUGGGAAAACAGUUUGGAAUGACUUGACCAAAGGCGAACAAGCCAGUGUAAGUUCACUGUCACCCGAGUGGAUUGGCCAAGACCUGACUGUUCGGUAUCGUCCCGGUGAAUGGAUCCCUAGAGAAGAAUUUUCUUUGCCCACGAGUAACUUGUGCCUCCUAGCUCCGAUACGAGGCUCUGAUAGCGUGCCUUACAAUGUUGAAAACGGGAACAUAACAAGUGGUAUUUCUGAAGAUGGAGGCUACGUUGUCCUUCCUCAGGAAGACGUCAUGGGAUUGAAGGACGAUGAUAACAUCUUCAAACGAAACGAUAACGGUUCGGACUCAGAUGAUAAUCCAAAACCAGAAGAACUAAGUGAGCGCAACGAACAGGGUCAUCGAAGAGUAGUCGUCCGUACAUCAAGGGCUUUAUUGAGUGGAAGCGAAGAGAAAGUAAAUAUUGCCUUCCAAGGCUCCGAUAAGUAUCUAACGCUGCCACAUCGACGUCCACAUCACGCGCAAAUCGAUUUGGAAGCAAGAGCUGAUGAAAAUGAGCUCGUUCGAAUUGGCGCAUCUGGGCGUAUUGCAAUUGCUGUAGCAGAUAGCACACGAAGAACGCGCACAAUAAUAACACUGCAAGUUGGUAAUACGGGACUAGCUGCGGCACGAUUCAGAGUCAUAACGAGGGACUGUGGGCCAGCUUUGUCCGACUUCGUGAAUGAGAAAAAUAAACAAUUGACGAUGGCUGGACCUGUGCUGAUCCCGCCGCGCCAUACAAGAACUGUGCGACUAGAGCUACCAGUCGAGAUUCCUAUCGAUGUCGCCCAUUGUUCCGUCUCAUUAGUGAAUGAUGAAGAGAAGUCGAUAGCUGUAAGAGAAGUGGCCAUAAAAAAGGGAGACCGGUGCUUUUGCGUCUGGCAUUGCGACUGUGUUUGUCUAACGGAAGAUCCCAGGCUCCUCUGCCGAGAGAUGCCAGAGGCUCGGCAGUCGGCCGCAGGGCUCUCGAGUCGCGGCAGAACUCGGCAUGCUCGCUCGUGCUGUUACCGUGACGUUGUAUCACUCAACGUAUUCGUCGUCUUUGCUGGCGUUAUUGUGACGCUUUUAUUUUUUGGUUGCUUAAAAGCAUUUCUGGGGCUUAUCUUUAGUUGUAUCGGCUCUUGGGGUUUGUGUCAUAUAGUCCAGGUGCCCCGUAAACUUGAUCAUUACUACGAAGCCAGCCUAAAAUGUCGCCCCGUUGAAUACGAUUGUGAGGGCUAUGCAAUUCAUCCCGAUACAAAGGAGAGGACUGUUCGUAUGUUCAGCAGAACCAUGGAAUUUAUACUAAAUGUGAUAUUCUUUGUGACUGUGCCUUGCAUUAUCGUUGCGGAAUCGAUCAAGGGGUUGAUCUCACAUUUUAGAAGCAAGAAAACAGACAAUGGUGGUAGGAUGUCAUGCCAGAGCAAUAGUAAAAAGUGUUUUAGCACACAGGACAUGCAGGGGAUGGCGUUGCGCUGGCGGCGGCGUCGCGGUGGCCUGCGUAGGUGGAUGACACCUCAGGCACAGGAACUAUCUAAAGAACUUUGGAAGGAAGGGCUCUCGCCGGUCAAAUGCGAAUUUAUGCGGCCGCUGCUACGGGAUAUCCGGCACGAGCCUUCAUUGCUCACCGAGACGCGCUGCCCCGACUCAUGCGCCGACUCCGAGCAAGACGACACGGACUACGUCCUCACUCAGAUGCAGAAGAGUAGAGAAUCACUUUCUGUGAGGUUUUUCAUGCAAACAUUAAUGCUACCUUGUCAUGUACAUAAUUGUGCUACCUUGUCAAGCAGCUUUCAUCGUCAUUUCUUCAUCCAUUUCUUAUCAGGUAGCUUUCGUAUAAAUACCUACACAAAGAGUCUUUGACCCUUCCUUGAGCUUAAACAAGGUAGUACCUAGGUCAGUUCUUCUAAAUAUUUUUUGAAUACUUGCAGCUUGUAUUUACUAAACUGCCAAGAACAUACGUAGCCCUUUUUCGCCCUUCUUGUAUGUACGCAUGUAAUGUUCUUCGUCAUACGUAGGACUUUCAGGAUAACGUUGGAUUCUCCUUGGUUACCCAAGUGUUCUUAGAAAUUAUUUAAAAUAUAAUUAGGUACCUACAUGGUGUUUAUAGUAACGCCGUGCACUCAUCAUCCUCCUGACUUCAGGUAUUCCAAUUUUUUGGGGGUGGCGCAGCAUACCCAUUUUCUUCCAUACCCUUCGGUCUAUCGCAAUUUCACAAGUUACAUUAUCUAAACAACACAUUGUAUAAAACAAUCCAUCCAUCGUUUCUUUGGUUCCUUCUCUAUACCUACCUAUCCAUCGUUCGUUCAUACUCAAGUAGUUAAGAACAUAACAUGACUGCCAAGAAAAGUUAUGUAUAUGUAACAUGGCACACCACUAGGGCUGCCAUCCGUCCGGGUUUCCCCGGAUUUGUCCUCGUUUGGAGCCCGUCCGGGGGCCGUCCGGGUGGGUUUUGAAGAAGUUUCCGGGGAAAACCCGGACCAUUGUGUCAAAUUAAAAAAUAAUAUGAAAAUGAGGUCUUGUUUUUUACAUAUAAUUUUUGGUCUCUUCCGGCGAA